AUGGCAGGAUUAAAGACAUUUGAUGCGUUUCCUAAGACUGAAGAACAGUACAAGAAGAAGUCUACCAAAGGUGGUUUGACAUCUUUGCUAACAUAUAUUUUCCUGCUAUUUAUAGCAUGGACAGAAUUCGGUGACUAUUUCGGUGGUUAUAUCGACCAACAAUACACAGUGGACAAUCAAGUUAGAGAAACUGUUCAGAUCAAUAUGGAUAUAUAUGUUAAUACGAAAUGUGAUUGGCUGCAUAUCAACGUUAGAGACCAAACGAUGGAUAGGAAGGUUGUAUCAGAGGAACUACGAUUGGAAAAUAUGCCUUUCUUUAUUCCUUAUGACACAAAAGUAAAUGAUAUUAAUGAAAUUAUCACGCCUGAAUUGGAUGAAAUCUUGGGGGAAGCUAUCCCAGCACAAUUCAGGGAGAAACUAGAUACUAGGGCAUUUUUCGAUGAAAAUGAUCCAAAUAAGGCACAUUUACCGGACUUCAAUGGUUGUCAUAUAUUUGGGUCCAUUCCAGUCAAUAGGGUUAGUGGUGAAUUGCAGAUCACAGCGAAGGGUUUAGGCUAUAUCGAUGCUCGAAGAGCACCACUGGAAGAUUUAAACUUUGCACAUGUCAUCAAUGAGUUUUCUUUUGGUGAUUUCUUCCCAUAUAUCGAUAACCCAUUGGAUAACACUGCGCAAUUUAAUAAGGAUGAACCUUUAACUGCUUAUGUGUAUUACACAUCUGUUGUUCCAACCCUUUUCAAGAAAUUAGGGGCAGAAGUGGACACAAAUCAGUAUUCUGUUAACGACUACAGGUAUCUAUAUAAAGGUUCGAGCACUAAAGGCGGUAGUAUGCCGGGCAUAUUCUUCAAGUACAACUUUGAGCCAUUAUCUAUUGUUGUUUCUGAUGUUCGCCUAAGCUUUACACAAUUUUUAGUGAGAUUGGUAGCAAUAUGCUCGUUUCUGGUUUACUGUGCUUCGUGGAUUUUUACAUUACUGGAUAUGGCCCUUAUUACCAUCAUGGGACCGAAGUGGUCAUUACGUUAUCAGCCAGAGGAUAAAACUAAGGGUAUUUUAAAUAGGUAG
Molecule: messenger RNA, 1059 nt
Organism: Saccharomyces mikatae IFO 1815
Lineage: Eukaryota; Fungi; Ascomycota; Saccharomycetes; Saccharomycetales; Saccharomycetaceae
Gene: ERV41
Product: Erv41p
Exons: 2
Coding region: 1-1059 (352 amino acids)
Biological process (GO): retrograde vesicle-mediated transport, Golgi to endoplasmic reticulum; endoplasmic reticulum to Golgi vesicle-mediated transport
Cellular component (GO): Golgi membrane; COPII-coated ER to Golgi transport vesicle; endoplasmic reticulum
Source: RefSeq, a predicted model, not a curated record